Messenger RNA from Cuscuta epithymum, 1037 nucleotides. Lineage: Eukaryota; Viridiplantae; Streptophyta; Magnoliopsida; Solanales; Convolvulaceae. The record is from the annotation of a GenBank genome assembly.
UUCAACUCUAGUCAAAACUUUAUCUAAAUGCUCCGUAUAUAUCUGCCAAAGAAUCUGAGAUUUUCAGCUGCUGCUGUUUCGAAACGAAUUGACAAAAUCUUCCUGCAACGUAAGCUCCUCUGUUACUCUCCUCCUAUAUUAUUCCGCGAGAGAGAGAGUGAGAUCAGCCAGAUGGAUUUAUUUAUAUGAUUCCCGAGAAGAAAAAAUCUGCACUUUUCUGCGGAUUCCCAAUCUUGGUCUCUAAAAAUGCAAUCUUUACACCGGCCCCAUGUUGAUUCAGAGGCUGAGAAUUGCACAAACGGCUGCGGCUGCCAUUCCAGCGCCGUGAGCGGCGGCGUUCACGGUGGCUGUGGUAGCAGUUCAUGCUCAUUAGACGCCGAGAAGCUCCAGGAAAGGAGGAUUUCGUCUGGGUCGUCGGAAUGUUUUGUGGAGGUGGAUCUGGAAGCUCCGCCGAAAGAGGAAGCAAAAUUGCAUUCUAAGAAGGAUUGCAGAAUCUGCCAUUUGAGCAUAGAUUUGGAGAGUCAAGAAUCAGGGGUGGUUUUUGAACUGGGCUGUUCUUGUAAGAAUGAUUUGGCUGCUGCCCAUAAGCACUGUGCAGAGGCUUGGUUCAAGAUCAAGGGAAACAGGACUUGUGAGAUUUGUGGAUCAAUAGCCUCAAAUGUCGUCUACACGAAUGUGAUGGAGCCAAUUGAUUUGUGGAGUGAGUCGGAUAUUGCUGUUCGGGCAGCAAUAGCUAGGGCAGCCGCUGCAACCCGCGUAGAGACUCCUCGACGCUUCUGGCAAGGUCAUCGUUUCCUCAACUUCUUGCUAGCUUGCAUGGUCUUCGCCUUUGUCAUUUCAUGGCUCUUCCAUUUCAAUGUCCCCUCCUGAAAUGCUCAUAAACUAUGUAUGUAUCAUUCCGUUUGUAAAAUGUGUAAAUGCGACCUGAAUUAGUUGUACGAACCCAAUUUCUCAUCUAGCUUUUCCUAUUAUUGAAUGAAGUAGAUUGAGUAAUAUCUUUGAUACAUAGAAAUAACCACUAAUGGGUUGUUUAUCCC